AUGGUGGCCCAAGAUACCCCAGAGAUCAAGAGCAAGAGAGAUCAAGAGCUAGCUCGACAGUGGCUAACCAAGGGAGGGAUAUUCCAUGAGGAUUCCGAUGAUGAGCUGGGAUCUGAAGACCUUCCUUGGGAAUGGAUCUAUGAAGAACCGCAGCCUUCCCCGGCUAAGCCCUCGAAACGAAAGAAAUCAGGACCCAAGAUUAUAGGAGCGCGAAUGGGCUCCUUCGAAUGCAGACUUGGCCACAUUGUUCUUUUGAAAUCCCCUGAGGCCGGCAAGGACUGGGCGGGGAUUAUAUACGAGUUUUUGGACGACCCGGAUCCUGACAGCGGCGAGAUUGUCAAGUCUAUGAAUCUAAUGUGGUUUACGUCUCCUGACGAAUUUUUGUCAACAAAGAACAAGAAAAGACCCGAUGCCUUGCCCAAUGAACAAUAUAUAACUACAGACUUCAACAUCAACCCCCUAGCGUCAAUAAAUGGGCGAGCCAUUGUGAUGUCUAAAGAUGCAUUUUACAAGAAAUACCCUGAUGGAAAGGCACCCAAGGGCAAGACCGCAGCAGCCGAGUUUAACAAGUGUAUUAUAUGUCGAAGGGGGGUCAAACAGCUCCAAGGAAGGUACACAGACGAGUUUAUAUGGGAAGAUAUUUAUACAGAAUCCGAAGACGGCGUCUUUGAACUUGUAGAGUUCAUCAGGGACGCCAUCUCCAAAGUCAGGAAACGAGCUGCAAAGGGAACUAGUUCAGCAAAAGAAAAGCAAGAUGAAUAUGCUCCCUCAACUCCCAGAAAGCGCCAGAAGACAGAAUCCAUAGCUGGCACUCCGCAAUCCAGGCAACGCCAGAAAUAUCUAACAACCCCAACACAUAAAAGAAUUAAAGUGAAACGACCGCUUGAAUUUACACCCUUAUCAACUCGCACUCUUUCUCCCUCACAUUUCACGGCUUCUCCUUAUCGACAAGCUCGUAACCUGCUUCAUGUUUCUAGUGUUCCAACUUCACUUCCUUGCCGUGAUGCAGAGUUCAACGCUGUUUACGACAGCCUUCAUACAGCUAUUAGUGACGGUACGGGGACCUGUAUAUACAUAUCGGGGCCACCUGGGACCGGAAAAACUGCCACAGUCCGAGAUGUUAUUGCCCAUUUAAACACAAGAGUGUUGGACGAAGAAAUGGAUGACUUCAUCUUUGUGGAAAUCAACGGUAUGAAAGUCACAGAUCCACACCAGUCAUAUUCUAUGCUGUGGGAAGCGCUGAAGGGUGACCGCAUCUCGCCUUCACAUGCACUGGAUUUACUUUCGCGAGAAUUCUCUCGUCCUUCGCCUCGUCGGGUUCCCUGUGUUGUUUUGAUGGAUGAACUAGACCAACUAGUUACUAAGAACCAGUCCGUCAUGUAUAACUUCUUCAAUUGGCCUGCCCUGCGGCAUUCUAGACUUGUGGUCCUUGCAGUUGCCAAUACUAUGGAUCUUCCAGAGCGAACUCUGAGCAAUAAAAUAUCUAGCCGGCUGGGCCUUACUAGAAUUACAUUUUCAGGGUACAAAUACCAAGAGCUCAUGGAAAUCAUUAGCUCAAGGCUUGAGAGUGUCCCCGGCAAUAUUGUCCAUGCAGAUGCAGUGCAAUUUGCAAGCCGAAAAGUUGCUGCUGUCAGCGGUGAUGCCCGUCGCGCUCUCGAUAUCUGUCGUCGAGCCGUUGAGAUAGCAGAACAAAUUAGUGAGGCGAAAGCAAGAGAGAAGCACAAGUCAUUUAUUGCUUCAUCAGCAAACUUGAAUGGUGAUACAGAUCUCGAGUUUUUACCCCCAACACCCAGCAAGAGCGCAUCUCGACGCAAAGCCGCGGCCAUCUUAGCCUCUCCCCAGAAGGAAAACAAUAAAGGCGCAGACGACACAGAUGAGGACACCCUUCCACGAGUUACAAUCGCUACUAUUAAGCAAGCGAUUCAAGAAGCCACAUCUACUCCUCUCCAACAAGCUCUUCGGUGUCUGCCUCUUGCAUCAAAGGUCCUUCUUGCAGGGUUGUUGGCAAGGAUUCGACGAACGGGACUAAACGAAUCUACUGUUGGUGAUAUACUCGAUGAAGCCAAGCGUAUAUCUGAUGCAGCAACUAGUGUAUCUGCUUCUUCCGGUGCUAAACUCAAGGAAAGGCUGAUUUACAGUUCACGGAUACAAGGCAUGGGAUUUGCGACGGUUGAUUUAAUCGAUGCUGGACUUGUUGUCCUAGAAGGGGACCAUGGUACGAAGUCAGGAGAUGGCAUGAGCCAUGCCUUGGGAAAAGGGAACAGGAGUAGUAAGGUUCGGCUACGGAUUGCGGCAGAGGAUGCGAGGGCAGCAUUUAGGGAUGAUCCGGAAGGGAAUAUGUUAGGUUUAGGUGUUGAAGGAUAG
Nannizzia gypsea CBS 118893 is the source of this 2364-nucleotide messenger RNA. RefSeq names its product origin recognition complex subunit 1. Gene Ontology annotation, cellular component: nuclear origin of replication recognition complex. Gene Ontology annotation, molecular function: ATP hydrolysis activity; DNA replication origin binding; chromatin binding. The record is from RefSeq and is a predicted model, not a curated record. The transcript is spliced from 3 exons. Lineage: Eukaryota; Fungi; Ascomycota; Eurotiomycetes; Onygenales; Arthrodermataceae. Gene Ontology annotation, biological process: DNA replication initiation; mitotic DNA replication checkpoint signaling. The coding region runs from base 1 to 2364 and encodes 787 amino acids.